AGAGAGAGCAUGAGAGGUGGGAGGGUGAGAGGGAGAAGCAGACUCCCUGCUGAGCAGGGAGCCCAAUGCAGACUCCAUCCUGGGACUCCAGGAUCGUGACCCGAGCUGAAGGCAGUCGCCUAACCAACUGAGCCACCUGGGAGCCCUGAGGGGUGGGGUUUGAGAGACUUUAUAAAGUGAUGCUGAAUGUGCUGAUCUGGGGACCAUGCUUUGGUGGCAAAACCCCGGAGUCUUUGCCCUGAUAACUUAGUCGGUGAGUCUUGAUUUUGGGGUGUUAUGAACCUCUUUUGAAACUUGAUAAAACCUAAGGGCUUUCCCCAGGAAAAACAAAAUUAAAACAAAAAUGUGCAUAUAUACACCUAAGCAUACAACUUCAGGGAGGCCAUGCAUUCAUUCAAUGAAUACUCAUUUUUCCUUUUUUUUUUUUUUUUUAAGAUUUUAUUUAUUUGCCAAAGAAAGAGACAGCGAGAGAGGGAACUGAAACAGGGGGAGUGGGAGAGGGAGAAGCAGGCUUCCCGUGGAGCAGGGAGCCCAAUGCGGGGCUCCAUCCCAGGACCCCAGGAUCAUGACCCGAGCAAGAAGGCAGACGCUUAACGACUAAGCCACCCAGGCGCCCCAAAUACCCAUUUUUCUGGGUGCUAACGAUAGAGCAAAAGGCAAGAUUGACAAGGUCCCCACCUCCUGGAGCUUUCAUUGUGGUGUCUGGGGACAAAUCGCUACCACGUAAAUAAAGAAGGCCUGUCGGGUAGUGAUAAGUGAUGAGGCAGUGUACCACGAACACACAAUGGAUGGAUUGAGUUGGAGGAGUGCAAGAAUGACUUUGUGAAACCAGUUUUCUGUCUGUCUGGGGAGACAUCUUGUCCAGAGACCUGAGGGCCAGUCUAUGGAACUAAAGCUUCCCCAGCAAUCAGCUCCAGAGGGCCUGAAGUAGAAAUGAGCCUCACAGUUUCAUAAGACAGAUCAGCUGGUAUGGCAGGUGCAGAGUGAGUGAGGGAGAGAGUGACAGGAGGUGACUUCAGAGGGGCAGAGGGGCCAGAUCAUGCAGGGCCUUGUAGGUCACAGCAAGGAGGCUGCUUCUACCCCAUCCACUGCCCAAGCCUAUUUUUACAACUUAAAGGAGCCACGGCCUCCAUUUUAAGAACUGCAGAUCGAGAACUAAUUUAGGAACAAAACCAGAAAAAUGUCAUUUGGAGAUUAAAGGCGCAGAGAAUACACCUGAAAAUCCAGAUUGAAGGAGGUGAGCCUGCUCAGGACAGAGCCCUUCUCCGGACCCCCAGUAUCCACAGGUCUGGAGCCUGCCUCCAGGGACAACUGCUCGCUGAGUAAUAAUAAGUUUAAGUUCCAAUCUGCAAGCAAAAUGUUAGUUUCCAUCCUGUCUCCGCCCACUGCAGAAUGCUAGGACAUCCCAGGCCUGCCCGGGGACGCACUCAGAUGGCUUGACAUCUCUUUUCUUUACUUCUCCACCUUCCAAUAGCCAAUAAUGGCUUGGUGUGAGCACCGGCCUUAGCUUGCUAAGUUGUUGUGAUGGCUCGGUUGUGGCUUUAUUCCACAUUUCACUCUGCUCCAGGGGAAGGGGGGGCUUGGAUGGUGUUGCAAUCCCCGUUUCUGUUAAGUGCCUCUUAAGUGGCAAUUGUCUUUUAGCUCUCCUGUGUUGAGGGCUGGCUUGAGACCAUCACAGUCUGUAAAAGAGCUGCCUGAUCAGGAUUAAGAUUUAAUCAAUGCUUUAGUUUUCCCAGAGACCCAAGAGACCCCUAGAUUAUAAGGAAGGAAAAAUGCACUGGCAGCCUGCUUUCGGAAAUGAUUUCCAAUUCAUAUUUUCCUUGAAGUGAAACAGGAAAUGAGGAAUUUAAAAUCUCAAUUCUGGGGCAGCUGGGUGGCUCAGUCGGUUGGGCGUCUGCCUUUGGCUCAGGUCAAGAUCUCAGGGUCCUGGGAUGGAGUCCCGCAUCGACUCCCUUGCUCCGUGGGGAGCCUGCUUCUCCCUCUCUCUCUGCCUCUCUCCCUUCUUGUGCUCUCUCUGCCUCUCUCUCCCUCAAAUGAAUAAAUUAAAAAAACCUUAAAAAAAAAAAAGGUGGGGGGCGCCUGGGUGGCUCAGUUGGUUAAGCGACUGCCUUCGGCUCAGGUCAUGAUCCUGGAGUCCCGGGAUCGAGUCCCACAUCGGGCUCCCUGCUCGGCAGGGAGUCUGCUUCUCCCUCUGACCGUCCUCCCUCUCAUGCUCUCUGUCUCUCAUUCUCUCUCUCUCAGAUAAAUAAAAUCUUAAAAAAAAAAAAGGUGGUUCUGGCCUUUGCUGGACUGUAGGGGCUGUAGUUUCUUUAUCUAUAAUGGAGAUAUUGAAUUAAAGAAGCUUCCACAUCUGGGCCAGCUCUUUAAAAUAUUGUCCUCUGAAAAUAACACACUCCACCCCCAAAUAAAACCUUUUUUAAAAAUAAUACUAUAAGUAUAUUUUGCUUUGCCAGUUUAUCCCCAGUUUUGUACAAAAUUAUUUUGUUAAGUUGAAUGCUUGUCCCUCAUCUUGUGAGGUGACUGCCUGUUGGAGGGAGGGAGGAGGAGGUUCUGCUCUGAAAUCUCAUCAUCAGCCAAGUCGGACAGGGCAUCCGGACAGGCACCUCUAUUCUAGAAACAGUGGGGGGGGGGGCGGCGGUGUGAAUUUUAUGAAAGAGAUACCAGCCCCAAACACUAGAAAAAGCAGCAACCUAUUGUCUUGUCUCUCCUCAUAGAAAGUAAAUCCUUGGGGCCAGGGAAUUUUUUUUAUUCACUGCUGUAUCCCUUGUGCCUGGAACAGUGCCUGGCACACAGUAGGUGCUCAGUAAAUAUUUGUUGAAUAGAUGGAGCUGCAUAUUGGCACUUCAACUUUGGUGAUUUCUAGCAGUACUCCUCUUUCCGUGGGAAAGACUCCCAGAAGCAGGGAGAAGGACGGUAACAGGAACCUCUAGCUUUCUCCUGUCCCCCUCCAGGAGCAUUUUGAGACUGAAUUUCAAAAGUCCCAGAGAGGAAAAAAAGAUUGUUCCAUUCUUUCCAACUCACCUAUGUCCCCCUUUCUGCAUUGAAACAGUCUAGAUCUGGUAACAGCUCAUGUGUUACAAACUAUGUCUGCCUCAGGACAGACACGACUCCCGAAAAUCUUAUCAUGGAUGAUUUAUAAACUUAAGCAUCCUUGAUUUAUGUAUUCUAUAAAUCCACAUGUUUAUUAAUUGGAUUUGUUUCAAGGAACAUUAUGUGUUCUAAGGAUAUAGAUCUACAUUUUCAGCAGAUUCCUGUAGUCAGUACAUCUCUGCUCCUAAGUGGAAAGAAUAGGAAAAUGGAGCCAAAAAACUGUUUCAAAUGAUUUAAAAUUCUAGUUCUUUCCACAAUGCCCUACUAGUUCAGUGUACCACGGCUAAAGUAGUUUUACCAAUGGUGGACCGUUUGGAUAUCAUUUGUGUAUAUAUAUAAAAGAAGACAUCGAGUUUGAGUCUCUUUGGAAAACCAGAUGCAAAUUAGCCCCUGGAGCUCAGGAGCUGUUAGGAAAGCAGAGGAAGGAACGGUGGGCACCUUCCCAUUGGCUGGGGGGACUCACCCAGAUGUCUGGCUCCCACUAUAAAGACAGGAACCACUGCAGUCAGUUCCCACUUCCAGUUAAAGGACGACAGCAAAACAGCAAAAAAAGGAAGAUGGCCAGACUAUUAAUACUUUCCCUCCCAGGUCUUUUAGCCAUAUGUGCCGUGCACGGAAUAUUUAUGGACAGACUGGCUUCCAGGAAGCUCUGUGCAGAUGACGAGUGCAUGUAUACUAUUUCUCUCUCCAGAGCUCAAGAAGAUUACAAUGCCCCGGACUGUAGGUUCAUUAAUGUUAAAAAAGGACAGCAGAUUUACGUUUACUCAAAGUUGGUACAAGAAAACGGAGCUGGAGAAUUUUGGGCUGGCAGUGUCUAUGGAGAUGACCGUGAGGACGAGAUGGGCACCCUGGGCUAUUUCCCCAGCAGCUUGGUCGAGGAACAACAGGUGUACCAAGAAGCCACCAAGGAAGUCCCCACCACGGAUAUUGACUUCUUCUGAGCAAGUUCCUGAAUUUGAGCAGCUCAUAGACCACUCAGAAUAAAGAUUCCCGCCGCAGGUGCAUGCGAUGUGCCACGCCACGCCUCCGUGGUCCAGCCAGUCUUGCUGCAGCUGUGGACAUGGGUCCGUGCACUGGUCUUCUUAAUUGUUUUCUCCUCUCUGCCAUAUUCAUUUUUCUCCGCUUCUUUCUUAACGGAAAGAAAAAUGCAUGUAACCUAAAAUUCACCAUCUUAACCAUUUUGAAGUGUAUAAUUUAGAGGCAUUUAGCACAUUCACAAUGUUGUGCAAUUGUAAUUAUGAUCUAAUUUUGGAGUGUAUCACCCAAAAAGAAUCCCUGUACCCCAUUCUGUAGUUCCCCAUUCUGCCCUGCCCCCAGCUUUUGGCAAACAUGACUCUACUUUCUGUCUUUAUGGGUUUGCCUAUUCUGGACAUUUUCUAUCAGUGGAAUUAUGAAAUAUGUGGCUUUUUGUUGUCUGGAUUUUUCACUUAGCAUGAUAUUUUCAGAGUUUGUCCAUGCUUUAGCAUACAU
Mirounga angustirostris (Northern elephant seal) is the source of this 4560-nucleotide messenger RNA. It is a transcript of the gene OTOR, whose product is annotated as otoraplin. The coding region runs from base 3558 to 4031 and encodes 157 amino acids. Lineage: Eukaryota; Metazoa; Chordata; Mammalia; Carnivora; Phocidae. Gene Ontology annotation, molecular function: protein binding. Gene Ontology annotation, biological process: cartilage condensation. The record is from RefSeq and is a predicted model, not a curated record. The transcript is spliced from 5 exons.